Molecule: messenger RNA, 1961 nt
Organism: Pseudophryne corroboree (corroboree frog)
Lineage: Eukaryota; Metazoa; Chordata; Amphibia; Anura; Myobatrachidae
Product: 24-hydroxycholesterol 7-alpha-hydroxylase
Exons: 13
Coding region: 67-1494 (475 amino acids)
Biological process (GO): cholesterol homeostasis; bile acid biosynthetic process
Molecular function (GO): steroid 7-alpha-hydroxylase activity; iron ion binding; oxysterol 7-alpha-hydroxylase activity
Source: RefSeq, a predicted model, not a curated record
CGGGCCGCCUCUCUGAGGUGACAGGUGCCUCUGUGCCAGUCGGCAUCUGGCUGGCGGCGGGAGAGGAUGCUGGAGGUGCUCCCUGUCUCUGGUGUCACCGUGCUCGGGGUCCUGCUGGCUCUCCUGGCCGGGCUGCUGGCGAGAAGCCUCCUUUCCAGGGGACCCCAGAGCCACCCGCCUCCUCCAUGCCUGCGGGGCUGGAUACCCUGGCUGGGGGUCGCCUUAGAGAUGGGGAAAGCCCCCCUGGAUUUCAUAGAGAGAGCCAGGCAGCAGCAUGGUCCGGUCUUCACAGUGAUCGCGGCAGGGAACAGGCUUACAUUUGUGAGUGGGGAUGAAGGAAUAUCUGCCUUUUUCACAUCCAAGAAUGUAGACUUCCCGCAGGCUGUGCAGAAACCUGUCCAGUAUACAGCUUCCAUUAAGAAGAAAAACUUCUUUAAGUCGCACAGCGCGAUCCACGAGAUGAUGAAGUUGAGGUUGUCGCAGAACAGGCUGAAGUAUCACAUAACCCAUCUGUGCAAUGAGUUCACUGUACACCUGGGCCGGCUGGGUUCUCAGGGCACCGUGGAUCUCUAUGACUUGGUAAGGCGUGUCAUGUAUCCUGCCGUGGUGGACACCUUGUUUGGAAAAGGAAUGUGCCCUACUAGUGAUGACACUAUAAAGGAAUUUGAGGAGCAUUUCCGCAGGUUCGAUGAAGGCUUUGAGUAUGGCUCACAGAUACCGGAGUGGUUUUUAAGAGAUUGGUCCCAGUCCAAACAGUGGUUAUUGAAUUUGUUUAAACUUAUUGUAUCUGAAGCUGAACAAAAUAAACCUGUAGAGGACAAUGCUAAGACACUGCUGCACCAUCUGCUGGACACUCUCAGCGGGAAUUCCACUUAUAACAACAGCCUGCUGCUGCUGUGGGCAUCCCAGGCGAAUGCCAAUCCUAUAGCAUUUUGGGCACUUGCGUUCAUUAUUUCGGAGCCCGACGUUUACAAGGAGGCCAUGAAGGAGAUUAAGUCUGUGUUUGGUACUGCAGAUAAACAUCAGUUACAGAUAACGGAAGCAGAACUGAAGAGUCUUCCAUACAUCAAGUCUUGUAUCCUGGAGGCCAUACGACUGAGACCGCCAGGAGCCAUUACCAGGAAAGUGCUUCAUCCUUUACACCUUUAUAAUUACGAGAUUCCUUCCGGGGACUUGUUGAUGUUGUCGCCCUAUUGGCUUCACCGGGACCCAAAGCGCUUUCCUGAACCGGAAAAGUUUAGGCCCGAACGUUGGAACAGAGCAAAUAUAGAGAAGAAUGUUUUCCUAGAUGGGUUUGUAGCCUUUGGCGGAGGAAAAUAUCAGUGUCCCGGCAGGUGGUUUGCGUUGAUGGAAAUCCACAUGCUAGUAGUUUUGAUCCUUUACAAGUUUGACUUCCAGCUGCUGGAUCCCUUCCCUAAAGAGAGUAAUCUACACUUAGUGGGAACUCAGCAGCCUGACGGUCCUUGUCGUGUUCUGUAUAAACAAAGAGCAUGAAGAUAAAACCUCCAGAACAGUUUUAAACGUGGUCCUUGUCCAUAGGAAGCCAUCAUAUAAAUCAUAUCUCCAUGUCCCUACUUUGUCCCUGUCCAUAGUACUGUGAAGUCUAAUUACUCAUCAUUUCCACCUGUGUUCCCAAGGUGGCCAACCAAGGAAGUUCCGUGGCCCAUUAAACCCCACAACUCUCACCCUACACUUUCUGUGCAGACGUCCAGUAACUUCUGUUUUACGGACUUUGAUCUGGCUGAAUCUGAAUUUGCAUUGAAUUUGAUUGGGCAGCAGACUCCUCUGUCCUUCCUUUUCCAGUUAUAGUACCCCAAGGCGGAUGUGGUUCAAUGGGUCAACCCUAACUAGGUCGACCACUAUUGGUUGACAGUGACUAGGUCGACACCUGAAAUAGGUCGACACAGUCAUUAGGUACACAUGGAAAAGGUCAACAUGGGAAAAGGUCGACAUGAGGGUUU